Naegleria fowleri is the source of this 1122-nucleotide messenger RNA. RefSeq lists its product as uncharacterized. Bases 1 to 1122 code for a protein of 373 amino acids. The record is from RefSeq and is a predicted model, not a curated record. The transcript is spliced from 3 exons. NCBI's taxonomy places the organism in Eukaryota, Heterolobosea, Eutetramitea, Acrasida, Naegleriidae. Gene Ontology annotation, molecular function: glycosyltransferase activity.
AUGAUUGUUCCAUUAAAUUCAUUCUCUGGAAAUGGAUUCUCAAAUGGAUGGUAUGCCAAUUGUGAAAAAGAUACUUCUCUAUGGGUCGAUCAUGAUCAACGAUUAUUUCAAUUACAUUUGAAUCAUUGGAUGCGAGCAUUUAGAGGAAGUACUAAUUCGAACAAGAUUCAAAAAUGUGAUCAAAUCAUUUCAAAGAGACUUGUUCUUGUUCAGAGAGAUGGUGAAUUUAAUUUAUUUCAUUCCAUGACUGAUUUUGUGAAUAUUUUCAUUAAUUAUUUAAUGAUUUUAGGAAAGAAUGUCCAAGAGGGAUAUUAUUAUGAAAUUUUAGAGAAAUUGGGAGAUCAAGUGUUCACUCAUUCUGAAUAUAAGAAAUAUUUGCAAGAAGAGUAUCCACAUCUGAAAAUGGAUAGUCUUGUUUGUUUUGAAGAGGUGCUCAUGGUGACUCCUGGAGGAUCAUGUUUUUUGAUGAAAGAUGCAUGGAGACCCAAUCCAUGCCGUGAAUCGGACAUUCUCAAAGCCUUCUCCACCUAUAUCACUCGAAAAGUACUACAAGGACAUCAUCUCGUUCGUAGGAGAGGUCAUCCCCAUCAAGAUCCCAUUAAAAUUGUAUUCAGUACCAGAAAAGUAAAAGAAACAGCUGCUACCAUUUAUAGAAGAAUUAUGAAUGAAGAUGAAUUGAAACAAGCACUUGAAAAUGAUCCCAUUCUGAAACACAAACACAAUGUAGAGAUCAAGUUUAUUGACUUUGGUCAAGUUGGAUCCAUUCAAGCACAAAUUAGAAUCAUUCAUCAAGAGACUGAUAUAUUAAUUGGUGGACAUGGUGCUGGACUCACUCACACCAUGUGGCUUCCAGAAGAAGCUGUCCUUGUCGAAUUAUUCCCAUCAGGUUUUCAUAGCUCAUUCUUUAGAAAUUUGGCGAAAUGGAGAGGUAUUCAGUAUUUGGCCAUGCAAAAUGAUAAAUCAGAAAAUGUGGUGGAUGCUCACAUGCAUUGGACCAAAAUUGAUCCUGAAGAGUUUGUUCAAUUGAUUCGUGCAGCAGUGAAUAUUGUUGAGCAUCAUCAUUUGGGAACUGGAAUUCAUGCUGUUGCAUUUGAUGGUACCAAUGAAAAUCAUCAUUUAUGA